This is a messenger RNA of Protobothrops mucrosquamatus (brown spotted pit viper), 1404 nucleotides long. RefSeq names its product Rh family C glycoprotein (gene RHCG). Lineage: Eukaryota; Metazoa; Chordata; Lepidosauria; Squamata; Viperidae. Gene Ontology annotation, biological process: ammonium transmembrane transport; ammonium homeostasis. Gene Ontology annotation, cellular component: plasma membrane; apical plasma membrane; basolateral plasma membrane. The record is from RefSeq and is a predicted model, not a curated record. The coding region runs from base 1 to 1404 and encodes 467 amino acids. The transcript has 11 exons. Gene Ontology annotation, molecular function: ammonium channel activity.
AUGGUGCGCCCGAGCCUGAUGGCGAAGAAUACCGACAUGCGCUGGCGCUUACCUUUGGUUUGCCUCCUCUGGGAGGUGGCCAUGAUCAUCCUUUUUGGGAUUUUCGUGCGCUUCAACCCGGAGGCUAACGUGGCUGAUUGGGAGAAGGAGAAACAGCAAAGGAACAUCUCCGAUAUUGAGAAUGAAUUCUACUUCAGAUACCCCUCUUUCCAAGAUGUCCAUGUGAUGAUUUUCGUGGGCUUUGGCUUCCUCAUGACCUUCCUUCAACGCUAUGGCUUUGGCGGUGUUGGCUUCAACUUUCUCCUCGCUGCCUUUGGGAUCCAGUGGGCUCUCCUGAUGCAGGGCUGGCUCCAUACCUUUCAGCAUGGGAAGAUACUCAUUGGAGUGGAAAGCCUGAUUAAUGCAGAUUUCUGCGUGGGUUCUGUUUGUAUCGCCUUCGGUGCCAUUUUGGGCAAAGUCAGUCCCGUCCAGCUCCUCAUUAUGACACUGUUUCAAGUGACCCUCUUCUCCGUCAAUGAAUAUAUCCUGCUUGAUCUGCUCCAUGUGAAAGAUGCUGGUGGAUCCAUGACAAUUCAUACGUUUGGUGCUUACUUUGGCCUAACGGUGACCUCUAUUUUGUACCGGCCCAACCUGGAGCAGACCAAAGAAAAGCAGGAAUCUGUUUACCAUUCAGACCUUUUUGCCAUGAUUGGCACCUUGUUUCUGUGGAUGUACUGGCCCAGUUUUAACUCCGCCAUUUCCAAUCACGGGGACGCACAGCACCGGGCGGCCAUCAACACCUACUGUUCACUUGCUGCGUGUGUCCUGACUUCGGUGGCUUUUUCCAGUCUCUUGCAAAAGAAGGGAAAGUUGGACAUGGUCCAUAUUCAAAAUGCCACCCUGGCCGGAGGUGUGGCUGUAGGAACUGCUGCUGAAAUGAUGCUGACCCCAUACGGUGCCCUCAUUGUGGGCUUCAUCUGUGGCAUCGUGACGACCACUGGAUACGUCUACAUCACACCUUUCCUGGAUGCUAAGCUCCAUAUCCAAGACACCUGCGGUGUCCACAACCUUCACGGAAUGCCAGGUUUAAUUGGAGGCAUUGUGGGGGCCGUCACUGCUGCUGCGGCUACAGAAGGAGUCUACGGAAAGAAAGGGCUCACCAACAUGUUUGACUUCACCGGAGAAUACCAGGAUCGAACGCCUAGCAUUCAAGGGGGAUUCCAAGCGGCUGGCAUUGCAGUAUCACUAGCUAUGGCUCUGGUGGGAGGAGCUAUUGUAGGUGGCAUUUUGAAACUGCCCUUCUUUGGCGACCCUACAGAUGAAAACUGCUUUGAAGAUAAUGUCUACUGGGAAAUAAUGCCAGAGUACCUCAAUGUUGCCUCCAAAUUUUAUUUAAAACGGGAUCUAGAAGGCAAAGUGGCGUGA